Messenger RNA from Pseudonaja textilis, 3035 nucleotides. It is a transcript of the gene ZDHHC16, whose product is annotated as zDHHC palmitoyltransferase 16. The record is from RefSeq and is a predicted model, not a curated record. Lineage: Eukaryota; Metazoa; Chordata; Lepidosauria; Squamata; Elapidae. Gene Ontology annotation, molecular function: palmitoyltransferase activity.
GUAGCCGCGCAUGUGCGAAUAAGGAUAAGGAUGGGGGGGAAAAUGAUGCCGGGAAGACUGCAAUUGUUGAAGAGAGGUGUAUAGAGAGGGGUUGAUUGAACCCCCAAAAUGGCAGCUCCAGGUUCUGAGCUACAGAGAUGAGGAGUCGCCGCCAGAUGUAUUAUUCUGCUGUCAUGCGUUUCUUCCUGAAGUGUUUGCGGAUAGGUCAGCGGCGCCGGUUCUGGCUGACCCAGCAAGUGGAACAACUGUGGCUAUAUGGGCAUCUCUGUUUGCGCUCUCUGUUUUACAAUUCUUUUGCUGAUAGCGACACAGCUCUUGAUGCCCUCUUUGAACCUAUAUACUGGCUGGUGGAUCAUGUCACUCGUUGGUUUGGAGUGGUAUUUGUGGCUCUGGUGAUAACACUGACCACUUCUGUGGUGGCCAUAGUGUACAUUUGCCUCCUUCCAACGAUUCUCCAGACCUAUUCUAUUCCCUGGAUCUUCUGGCAUAUUAUCUAUGGCCAUUGGAACCUUGUCAUGAUUGUUUUCCAUUACUACAUGGCUAUCACUACUCAGCCUGGUUAUCCACCACAGCACCCAAAGAAUGAUCUUGCUGCUGUGUCAAUAUGCAGGAAAUGCAUUGCGCCCAAACCUGCCCGAACCCACCACUGUAGCAUCUGCAACAGGUGUGUGUUGAAGAUGGACCAUCACUGCCCAUGGCUUAACAACUGUGUGGGACACUACAACCAUCGCUAUUUCUUCUCCUUCAUGCUUUUCAUGACCAUGGGCUGCAUCUACAGCAGUAUCAGUGGCUGGGACAUGUUCUGGGAAGCUUAUGCUGCCAUUGAGACUUACUCUCAGACACCACCACCCAUCUUUUCCUUCCGCCAGCGAGCUUUCCACAAGAGCAUAGUGUACGCCUGGGUCCUCUGCAGUUCAGUAGCCGUGGCAUUGGGUGCCCUCAUGCUCUGGCACUCGGCCCUCAUCACCCGUGGCGAGACCAGCAUCGAAAGGCACAUCAAUCGCAAAGAAAAAAAGAGGCUACAGAAAAAGGGCAAGAUAUUUCGAAAUCCAUACAGCUUUGGUCCACUGGGCAACUGGAAGAUUUUCCUGGGUAUCGAAAGACAGCGACACUGGAUCACUCGAGUUCUACUACCUUCCCCACAUCCCCCUUAUGGAUCUGGCUUGAGUUGGGAAACUCCUCCUUGUGUUGCUCAACAGAAGACGCCUCUUUUGGCGAUUUGAAUUGGAUGAAGAACUAAGUGUCCCAGCAGGUGGAAGACUUGAAACCACAGGCUUCUUUCAUUGGGAAGCAUAACAGAAGACACGGUCCCUAAACUGGCAGACCAACACAAUGGCAUAUCUGCAGCGAACUGCUCAUCCCACAGGAGGCUGGAGAACCUCCAGCUGCAGUCUGGGAUCUAUUGCCUGUGUCUGUUUUGUUUUGCACAUGGUCCAAUGGGGCUGGAGCAAACUAUUGAGAAGGGGCAAGUAGCUCUUUCCCUAACUCAAGGAAGUUAACUGGCGUAUUAGGUCUUGUUGCUCUUCCUGUAAGGACAGAUUUUUUUACCAUAAAAAUAAAUAUAUAUAAACAAUCGUCUCCUCUUUAGUGGGAAAGGAGCAGUGAAAAGAUUUAAAUACAAAACUGUUGGUUCAUAACUAACAUACUAUUUUUUUUAAAAAAAUAGUAAUUCUUUACUUUCAAUACUGAUUUCUGAUUCAAUGGUUAUUUCAAGCAACAAGCAACAUUGAUACUAAGGAACAUGUCCAUUAUCGAUAUCUAUCCAGGCUAUAUUCAACAAGUUGUUUUUCCUGUCAAUGGGACAAAUUAAUGUUUCAACAGCUACAACUCUAACAUGUGUGAUAUGUUUCUAUUACACACGUAACAAGGUUAUUUUAAGAGAGAGGAGUCUAGAGUUAUCCCUUUCCCCAACAAGCAGAAAUCUGCACUGGGUCUCACCUGAUUAAACCUUCACUAAUUUAGUACAGUAAUAAUCAGAACAUGGCACUAUUGGCUAGUAUCCCAACUCUUUUUGUAGCAACAAUUACACACCCCCGUUAGCCAGAAUGGUCUUGCAUUUCUCCAGCUAUUUAUCAGUAAAGCACCAGAAAAGCUGUUAGUUAUGUAGAGUAUUGAAACCAAAUAGUUGAGCAUUUAAGACUGGAGCCCUACAGUUUAUUAUUUGUUCUAUGUUCAAUGAACAGAACAUCCAAAAAUUAUUUUAUGAAAAAAAAAAGUUGAAAUGGUGUGGUCUUUUAAACUGAAUUUUUAAGCAGUCCUUCCUAGCUUUAUAUUCCAGCAAAUUUGACUCUUGUGAAGUGCAGCCUUUUCCUAAUAUUUACAAUAGUAUACAAUAUCAUGAUCACUGUGCAGUGAUCUAUUCUUACCCACUUUCUGUUGCAAUUCUGCUAUAUUGGUUAAUGAGAUGUCCUUCGACAGUACUAAAUCAAGGAAACCUGUUUCUUUAGUGUCUUUUAAGCAGGGCAGUAUCCCAGUGUUAAGGCUUUUCAAAAUUAGUCUGAAUAGGAAAUGCUUCAUAAAAAUCUAGGUGGCAUACUAGGUGGAAUACUAAACAGCACUAAUAAAGAAUAUAAGGGAUUAGAUGUUGCCAAUUUUACAUCUAAAUAGUUUCAUCCCCUAAACUAGCUUGGAACUGUUCAAAUCAGCAUGGUGGAUAUUAUACUCACACUUCCCUUACCAUCCUCUCUGCUUCAUUUCAAUUAUUUCAGGAAAUUUUUAUUAAAAUAAAUGGGAGACUAGCUUACAGCAAAGAACCAGCCUUCACGAUUUUUAUUUCCAAUAUCAUUUUUCAGCUCUAAAGGUCUUUUUAAAAAUGAGGAGUAGUUUCAGGCCAGCACUUUGUUUCCUGAAGUAUCCAACUUACAUCCCACCCCCAAAGAUAUGCAGGGACAGCAAGUGGCAACCUAUAGUUGGCAAAUUGGUGUUUUAUAGAAUACCACAUUCCUGUUGUCAACCAUAUAACAUACUCUCAAGCAACUCUAAAUGAGCCUUAACUCUGCUUUCAGCAGUUUAUAUUUUCUCAAACACAGCUACCC